Molecule: messenger RNA, 1364 nt
Organism: Tarenaya hassleriana
Lineage: Eukaryota; Viridiplantae; Streptophyta; Magnoliopsida; Brassicales; Cleomaceae
Product: 24-methylenesterol C-methyltransferase 2-like
Exons: 1
Coding region: 61-1161 (366 amino acids)
Biological process (GO): steroid biosynthetic process
Molecular function (GO): S-adenosylmethionine-dependent methyltransferase activity
Source: RefSeq, a predicted model, not a curated record
ACAGGUCAAGAAGCCAAACAUAACGCCUCAUAUCUCUCUCUCUUCCUCUCUCUCUCCAGAAUGGACAAUGUGGCACUGUUCUUGACCGGCGCUCUCAUCGCCGGCGGUUUUUACUGGUUCGUCUGCCUCCUUGGUCCGGCGGAGCAAAAGGGCAAACGCGCCGUCGAUCUCUCCGGCGGCUCCAUCUCCGCCGAGAAGGUCCAAGACAACUACAACAAGUACUGGUCCUUCUUCUUCCGACCAAAGGAGAUUGAGACCACCGACAAGGUCCCUGACUUUGUAGACACAUUCUACAAUCUCGUCACCGACAUAUACGAGUGGGGAUGGGGACAAUCCUUUCACUUCGCUCCCUCCAUCCCCGGAAAAUCCCACGGUGACGCCACGCGUCUCCACGAGGAGAUGGCCAUAGAUCUGAUCGAUGUCAAGCCAGGCGAGAAGAUUCUCGACGUGGGUUGCGGCGUUGGGGGCCCGAUGCGUGCGAUUGCGGCUCACUCGCGGGCUAAGGUUGUCGGAAUCACCAUUAACGAGUACCAGGUGAGCAGGGCGCAUAUCCACAACAAAAAAGCCGGUCUCGACAGCCUCUGCGAGGUUGUCUGCGGCAACUUCCUCCAGAUGCCGUUUUCCGACAACAGCUUCGACGGCGCGUACUCGAUCGAGGCAACUUGUCACGCGCCGAGGCUCGAGGAGGUCUACGCUGAGAUCUUCAGGGUGUUGAAGCCCGGCUCGAUGUACGUGUCAUACGAGUGGGUGACGACGGACAAGUACCAGUCGGAGAAUUCGGAGCACGUGGAGAUCAUCCAGGGGAUCGAGAGGGGAGAUGCUUUGCCUGGUCUGAGGAAAUUCUCCGACAUAGCCGAGACGGCAAAGAAAGUGGGCUUCGAGGUGGUGAAGGAGAAGGAUCUGGCCUUACCGCCGGCGAAUCCGUGGUGGACAAGGCUUAAGAUGGGUCGGAUCGCGUACUGGAGAAACCACAUUGUCGUGAAGAUUCUCUCCGCCAUUGGAGUAGCUCCAAAAGGAACCGUCGAUGUUCACGAGAUGCUCUUCAAGACGGCGGAUUACUUGACCAGAGGAGGUGAAACCGGAAUCUUCACGCCGAUGCAUAUGAUUCUCUGCAGGAAACCAGAGGUCCCGAUGACUACUCCGCCGUCAGCGAGUUCCUGAAAAGGUAAACCUCCGCCCGCCGCCGCCGGGAGAAUAUUCUCUGUUUCGGUCCCUCUUUGUUUCUUAAUAUCCGUUUUUGCCCCAUACUUUUCUUAUUUUUGGUUCACUUUCAAAUCAAUCGUUGGAAUCGGUGUACGUUUCUUCUUUCUUUUUUCGUCUAUUAUUAAUCCCGUUUUUAAUUUAAUUAAUUUUCCUUAAUGUUA